This is a messenger RNA of Puccinia triticina, 1428 nucleotides long. RefSeq lists its product as uncharacterized. Bases 1 to 1428 code for a protein of 475 amino acids. Lineage: Eukaryota; Fungi; Basidiomycota; Pucciniomycetes; Pucciniales; Pucciniaceae. The transcript is spliced from 9 exons. Gene Ontology annotation, molecular function: ATP binding; calcium/calmodulin-dependent protein kinase activity. The record is from RefSeq and is a predicted model, not a curated record. Gene Ontology annotation, biological process: cellular response to oxidative stress; protein phosphorylation.
AUGGCCACUGCCAAGAGACGACUGCUGAUCUUGUGGAGGGGUGCGAUAGGUAGGCUUUGUUCAAGAGACCGGUUGGCCGGAGAAGGAAAGAGAAAGUUGCAAACAAUCAUCUCAAAAGAAGGUUUGGGUUACACCAGGGCCAACACAAAAAAAUUAAAAAACCAACCGCCACAGCAGCACCUAGACUUCAACCACCACAUUCACAGUCCACCAAACCAGCACACGACCACCUCACUCAUUACCACCAUGGGAUUCGUCACGCAACAUCUCGGGAAACAGCCGGACUCUUACAGCAAGAAAAAGAAUUAUAUCUUCGAAGAUGUACUCGGCUCCGGGAGCUUCGGAUUCGUUAAAAAGGCCGUCUGGAUCCCCCACGGAAACUUGCCCGUCGCAAUCAAAUGUAUCAAGAAAAAAACUUUGCAUGGUAACGAACAGGUUGUUCAUGAUGAAAUUAAGGUCCUCAAGGGCUUGAAUCACCCCAACGUCGUCAAGCUUUACGAUUGGUUCGAAUCGCGUGAUAAAUUCUACUUGGUUUUCGAACUAGCGUCGGGUGGCGAGCUGUUCCAAAGGAUAUACGACCAAGGCAAGUUUACCGAGGCCGAUGCGAUCAAGGUCAUCCGAGCCACGCUCUCCGGGAUCGCCUACCUCCACUCGCACCAGAUCGUCCAUCGGGACCUCAAGCCGGAGAAUCUGCUCUACAAGACCCGGGCCGAACUCAACCCGGCCGCCAGCGAGCUGCUCCGUCCCAAGAGCUCCAUCCUCUCCGGCGCAUCCAAUCCGUCAUCGAAGGCCGCCCAACUCGACCCCCAGAACGACGACCAGCUCGUCAUCGCCGACUUCGGCAUCGCCACCGCCAUGUCCUCCGAUAACGAGCCCCUGACCACCAUGUGUGGCAGCCCUGGCUAUGCUGCCCCUGAAAUCUUGAACAACCAAGGACACGGUAAACCAGUGGAUUUAUGGAGUAUCGGUGUGAUCACCUACACUCUACUGUGCGGUUACAGCCCUUUCAGGUCUGAGAACAGGGCCGAAUUGAUCAAGGAAACGACGAGGGCUAAGGUCGAGUUCCAUCAACGCUAUUGGUCCAACAUCUCCCAGCCGGCCAAGGAAUUCAUCCUCGGACUGUUGAAGCCGAACCCGGAGGACAGGAUGACCGCCGAAAAAGCCCUCCAACACCUCUGGUUGACCGGAAAGGUCGAUAGCGAGCAUGAUAUAUCGGACGGAUUGAGGAAGCACUGGAUCCCAAGGAGGCGAUGGAAGUUAGCGAUCAAUGCGGUCCGGGCGACCAAUCGGAUGCGAAGGAUGGGCUCGAGCAGCAGCUCUUCGCCGACGACGAUCGCCUCGUCCGACUCGACCGACUCCAUCGCCAGGUCUUCCUCCGGCCUCUCCUCCUCCGCUUCUUCAUUCAGCCGGUUGAACAUCAACCGUUGA